AUGUCUUCGUUUUCAGAUUUCCAACCUUCAUCUUCAGAACCUAAAUGGAACUAUGACGUGUUCUUCAGUUCAUCUAUCGACUGUUUCGUAAUUAGGUCUCUCAAAUCCUCUCUCAGGGAUGCUGAAAUCAAGACAUUCAUCGACGAUGAUGAUAAAAAAGAGAUCAAGCCAGCAAUACUGAGAGCCAUCGAGGAGUCUAGAACCUCGCUCAUAGUGCUAACAAAAGAUUUUGGAGACUCCAUAGAGCGUCUGAAGAGACUGCAGAAAAUCAUGAAGUGUCACAGAAGAAAGGGUCAGGUGGUAUUGCCAAUUUAUUAUGAUGUGAAUCUGUGGGAAGUAAGAAAGCAGAGUGGAAGAUUUGGAGAAGCUUUUGAAGGACUUGUGAAGGGGACAUGCGUGACCCAAAAAGAGCAGAUGAGAUGGAGAAGAGACUUCGCCCAAAUUACAUCCUUGCCCCGUUGGGAACUCUCACAUCUAGAAUGGUCCAGCAAUAAUGCGAUUAUUAUUAACUCCAUCAAGAGAAUACUAGACAAUACAUCCUUAUUGUUCAUCGCACGCCAUCCUGUGGGGAUAGAGCUCCGUGUGAAAGAAGUGCUUCAAUUGUGUCACUUUGUUGAAAAUGUUUGA
Messenger RNA from Neltuma alba, 627 nucleotides. Its product is annotated as disease resistance protein RLM3-like. The transcript is spliced from 3 exons. Bases 1 to 627 code for a protein of 208 amino acids. Lineage: Eukaryota; Viridiplantae; Streptophyta; Magnoliopsida; Fabales; Fabaceae. Gene Ontology annotation, biological process: signal transduction. The record is from RefSeq and is a predicted model, not a curated record.